Molecule: messenger RNA, 2326 nt
Organism: Dendroctonus ponderosae (mountain pine beetle)
Lineage: Eukaryota; Metazoa; Arthropoda; Insecta; Coleoptera; Curculionidae
Product: proton-coupled amino acid transporter-like protein CG1139
Exons: 10
Coding region: 391-1797 (468 amino acids)
Biological process (GO): amino acid transmembrane transport
Cellular component (GO): vacuolar membrane
Molecular function (GO): amino acid transmembrane transporter activity
Source: RefSeq, a predicted model, not a curated record
CUAAGGACGGGUCCGAAGUCGGCUUGCAACCAGACGGGAUCUAACAGGCGCGUUUCAACUUCCUCUUGCAAACAGUUCAGUUAAACGAAGUUAAUUUUAUUGUUGAAAUUGCGAUUUCCUAGUCUGGACCGGAGAAAGUUUGUGGGGCCACAUUCUCGGAUUGUCGUCUAUAAUUGGAUCCAGUUGUUGUUUGCUGCUAGAGCGUAUCAGGUCAGUUGGAUGCAGGCAGGAGCAUUUUUCGUUCGAAACGCGAUCCCAAGCCAAGUAAGUGCGCUUUCCUGCUAGAUCAACACGAAUUUUCAUCGAAUAGACCAACUACCCCUUGAAGAGGAAAUGCAAUAGUGGAGGUUCAAAUCAACGAAACCUCAAGGAAAUAGAAUAGACAACGAAAUGACGCAGGAGAGUAUAAAACUGGAAGCCAUUGGGGCCAACAAGCAGCCAACGGAGGCGUCCGAACUGUUGGAUAAACGGGACCCCAACAAGACGGAAAAUGGUGUUGUGGAUGACUACGAUCCUCAUCUCCAUCGCGAGGUCGAGAGCCCCACCACAAACGCAGAAACCCUGAUCCACUUGCUGAAAGGAUGCCUUGGAACUGGCAUUCUGGCCAUGCCGGAAGCUUUCAAGCUGUCCGGUAUGAUCAACGGCAUUAUUUCAACAUUUUUGAUCGGCGCCCUGUGCACUUACUGUCUGCAUGUGCUGGUGAAGGCCCAGUACGUGAUGUGCAAAAAGCUGAGAGUGGCUCUUCUGACUUAUCCAGAUUCCAUGAAAAUCGCCUGCGAUAUUGGUCCAACGUGUCUCCGAGGCUUCGCACCGUACGCACCAGCACUGACCAACUUCUUCCUCAUUUUCUACCAAAUGGGCAUCUGUUGCGUCUACGUAGUCUUCGUAGGUCAAAACUUGAAGUACGUGUUCGAUGAGUACACAAGCACAAAGUACAGUCUGAUCGUGUACAUGCUGAUCGUGUUCGUUCCGUUCGUGCUCAUCAUCUGCAUCAAGAACCUCAAGUUGCUCGCUCCCUUCUCCAUUCUGGCCAAUGUUAUUACGCUGAUCACGUUUGGGGUUGUGUGCUACUACAUUUUCCAAAAUCUGGAAGACUUCAGCGAUCGGCCGGCUGUGGGCAGCUUGAGCGAUUAUCCUCUGUACUUUGGAACGACGCUGUUUUCUCUGCAGGCUGUUGGCGUGGUGAUCGCUUUGGAAAAUAACAUGGCUACUCCGAAGAGCUUCAGGCAGCCAAUGGGGGUGCUGAACAUUGGGAUGAUCCUGGUCACUGUGAUCUACGUGGGAAUGGGGAUGAUGGGCUACUGGCAGUAUGGGGACGGCAUUAAGUCCAGCAUCACCAUGAACUUCCCCAUAGCGGAAAUUCUGGCUCAGGUGAUUAUUCUCUCCUACUCGUUGGCCAUCUACAUCUCUUACGGACUGCAAGGCUACGUUCCCGUCCAGAUCAUGUGGACCAACUACAUUGCCAAACAUCUGGAAGACGCCAAUGCCAAGAAGAAGUCCUUCUACGAGUACUUGCUGAGGAUCGUCUGCGUGAUUGUUACUUUUGUCUUGGCCAUGACUGUGCCUCUUCUCGGACUCUUCAUCUCUCUGGUUGGUUCCUUUUGCCUGUCGGCCCUGGGCAUCGCCUUUCCAGCAAUAAUCGAAAUGUGCGCCAACUGGCCGGAAAAGUCGCACCCAAAAACGUUGCUGUUCUGGAAAGACAUCUUGCUGAUCGGCAUUGGUGUUAUUGGUCUAUCAGCAGGCAGCUACAGCGCUAUUUAUGCGAUAGCAGGGAAACUGGCGUCCGGCGACUACUAAGUAGAUACGGUGCCGUUUUAUUAGUUGAGAUCACCUGGCUUUGGCUCAAGCUCGUGCUUGCGAGAGGAAAAAGUCGCAAGGUGGUGAUAAAAUGUACAAAUACUCCAAUCAUUAUUGUUGUUGGGUUGCUUUUCAAGGGGCAUUGCAGCUUCACCCGAGACAAGGUUUUAAUUUGGUCACUUAUUCGACGUUUCAAGCGAUUUUAUACUAGAUUGUUAAGCAUACUUGUAGGACUAGACUAGAAGAGUUUUCAAGGAAUCCUAAUAAAUCACGGUAGUUCAAGCCUGGUGAAUUGCGAAAUUCAAAAUUGGGCAAAUAGGACUCGAAUUCUAAGUUUACACUUUGUCCAAUCAGCAUCUAUACAUACUCCAUUUAGGAUUAAGAAAGCACUAUAUUUUUGUAGCACUCACUUCGGAUUAAGGCCGCACUGCGCUGAAUAGUAAUCAUGCUAGCUUAAGCUCAGAACGAUAGAAUGUAUUUAUUGUGAAUAAUUAAAACAGAACAUUUGGAGCUUCCAUUUCAAAUAAAA